CUCCGAGUCCGACGUGUCGCCCGAACACUCGCCAAGAUCCCUGGGAAACAGAGUCCUAGCUCUGAAUUAUUAAAAGCCCCAUUCUCCUCUCCAGCCUUAACAAGAUGCCGGCCGUUCAUCACAAAUUGCUUUUAGAGGACGCUUUGCAGGACAGUCCUCAGACUCGCUCCUUGCUCAGCGUCUUUGAGGAAGAUGCGGGAACGCUGACCGACUACACCAACCAGCUGCUGCAGUCCAUGCAGAGAGUGUUUGGGGCCCAGAGCGAGAUGGGAUUGGCUACCCAGCAGCUCUCCCAGCAGCUCCUCGACUAUGAGAAAAAGAACUUUGCCAUGGGGAAAGGAGACGAGGAGGUCAUCACUACUCUACAGAAGUUUGCCAGGACCGUCGAGGAGCUCAACGCCCUCCACACGGACCUGGCUAACCAGAUGGCAGACAGCAUGGUCUUCCCAUUAAUCCAGUUCCGGGAGAAAGACCUCACAGAAAUCAGCACACUGAGGGAGAUAUUUGGCAUCGCCACGGAUGAGCACGAAGCCUCCAUGGUCAAGUACAGCCGAUUGCCCAAGAAGAAGGAAAACGAAAAGGUGAAGGUGGACCUGGUGAAGGAGGUGGCGUACACCCGCAGGAAGCAGCACCAGGCGUCCAUGCAGUACUACUGCGCCCUCAACGCCCUGCAGUACCGCAAGAGGGUGGCCAUGCUGGAGCCCAUGCUGGGCUACACCCAAGCACAGGUGAAGUUCUACAAGAAGGGCAUGGAGCUGGUCACUAAGAAGAUGGACACCUUCCUUUCCUCUGUCUCCAACAUGACCCACAACAUCCAGGCCCAGCUGGACAGCGAGGCGGAGGCCAUGCGGAUGUCCCAGCGCGAGCUGCUCUCCGUGGAGGACACCGUCUACAUGCCCGACAAGGACGAUGACCCCGUGAGCCGCUCCCUCAUCCAGAAGUCUGGCUACCUCAACAUCCGGAACAAGACGGGCCUUGUGACCACAGCCUGGGACCGGCUUUACUUCUACCAGGGAGGGAACCUCAUGUGCCAGCCUCGCGGGGCAGUGGCCGGGGGCAUGGUCCUGGACCUGGACAACAGCUCGGUCAUGGCCGUGGAGUGUGAAGACCGACGCUAUUGUUUUCAGAUAACCUCUCCCACUGGAAAAACGUCGAUGAUCCUUCAGGCCGAGAGCAAGAAGGAGUACGAGGAGUGGAUCUGCACUGUCAACAACAUCUCCAGGCAGAUCUACCUGACCGAGAACCCGGAGGCUGUGGCCAUCCGGCUGAACCAGACUGCGUUGCAGGCGGUCACGCCCAUCACCAGCUUCGAGAAGACAGGAGGAUCGCCCAACCCUGACAGGGCCAAGCCCGGGGGGAUCCAUUGCAGUGCGGGGGACGCUCCGGGCCCCGGGGCCUCUUUGGAGCCAGAGGACCUGAUCGCUCCGGGGACCCCCAUUCAGUUUGACAUCGUUCUUCCCGCCUCAGAGUUCCAAGACCAGAACCGGACCGGGGGCAGGUGAGAAGGAAGGUUGUGGAAUAGUUACGACGCAAAGGUUUGCGUCGAGAAA
Messenger RNA from Gadus macrocephalus (Pacific cod), 1550 nucleotides. RefSeq names its product adaptor protein, phosphotyrosine interaction, PH domain and leucine zipper containing 2 (gene appl2). Gene Ontology annotation, molecular function: protein binding. The record is from RefSeq and is a predicted model, not a curated record. Gene Ontology annotation, biological process: signaling. Gene Ontology annotation, cellular component: cytoplasm; endosome membrane. Lineage: Eukaryota; Metazoa; Chordata; Actinopteri; Gadiformes; Gadidae.